AAUAAUUUCACACAUUAAAUAAUUUUAUUACUCCACCCUUCACCCAACACACACAACAAAACACAACACUCAUCCCAUCUUUUCAUCCACCCCCUCAUUUCCGCUUCUUUCUCCCCCAUUUCUUUCUCUCUCUUCCCUCCCUUUCUCUUUAGUCUUUACCCAUUCCCUUUCAUUUUCUCUCUCCGCCACCACCCUCUUCCCUAAUCACAAUGAAAGACGAGUGGUUCCGUGCAGCAAUCUCCGACGACGCCAUAGUUGCAGACCUUCUUCUUCUCUUGAAAGAAUCUCCUUCUCCUUCUUCUUCAACUACAUCAACACCUACACCAACUACUUCAUUCAUUCUUAAAACUCUCCCCCCGUCAUGGGGUGUACGCUUGCCGCGCUCGAAACCUAAUACGUCGUCGUCUUCUUCACUUCUUCCGGCAAUUGAUAAUAGUGUCAAUAAAAAACGACGGGAAACUACUCGCCGUAGUCCUACCACACCUCUUAGUUGGACUUGUGGCGGCGCUUCUCCUAGUGAAGGUUGCGAUGAUUCUCUCUCCUCUCAUCAUAUUCCCCCUCCACUGUCCGAUCGGUUCAGAUCCAAGAUUUCGGCUUCAACUGAAACCCCAACUACUACCACGAGCAAAAGACCUAGGAGAAAGAAGACAUUUGCCGAGCUUAAAGAAGAGGAGAAUUCACUGUUGAAGGAGCGAUCAUAUUUGAAAAAGGAAUUGGCUUCAUUACGUCUAACAGUGAAAGAACAGAGAUCAGUUAAUGAGAAAUUGAAGAGAAUUAAGCUCGACCUACAAGUAGAAUCUCAAAUAAAAUCAGAACCAACUUCAGUCGAUCAACAUAAUAACAACACGAACAAUGGAAUAUCGGAAGCAGCCUCAUCGAGUGUAACAAGACAAGUCCAUAAAACGGAGGAUGCAUCCGAGCCUGAAUCACAGAAGCGUGCAACAUCUCAGGAUUCACUCUUUGUGCUACCUGACUUAAAUAUGGUGCCAGACGAGGAUACAGCUGUGGUAAUGAGCUGAGGAAACGAAGUUUCUCUCAAAAAUCUCGUUCUUUAUUCGAUACUAACAAUUUACAAGGUUGAUUACUGGUCGGCACUUUGAUCAAAUGUUCAAUGACUGAAGAGCCUUCCAUCACGCAGGUGUAAUUACAUCAGAAUAGGGGAUUUACAUGGUUAUAGUCUGCCCAUAUGGUAAUACAAAUCUGGGCAAAUCCUGUCUAAAAAGCUUAUUAUUCCUAGUUAGAUAAACAUAUAGAGAUACUCAAAUGUUCGUUUGUUUUAUUUUUUGCAAUUUUAGCUCAAAUUUUCUACGAUCUUUGAGGUAAGCCCUUGCUCGUUACCAAUUACCAGUUAUCAUAGUUUUUUCGGAACAAAAUACGUAGACAAUAUGUAUUAUGUGCCAUUAUAUUCUUUGUUAAGGUACUAGAACUAGAACAGCAGUUGUACAAUAGUUGUUAGAAUCUAUCUAAUUUCAGUUAGAUUUUUUCUUACAUUUGGAUGCAUCAUCAUUAUCACUUAUCAGCAUAUCUGUAGCGAAUAUUAUAAAAAAUUGAUAUUAAUAAAAUUCACAUUGAGACGAAUCAAA
Messenger RNA from Amaranthus tricolor (Joseph's coat), 1583 nucleotides. RefSeq lists its product as uncharacterized. The coding region runs from base 210 to 1019 and encodes 269 amino acids. The record is from RefSeq and is a predicted model, not a curated record. NCBI's taxonomy places the organism in Eukaryota, Viridiplantae, Streptophyta, Magnoliopsida, Caryophyllales, Amaranthaceae. The transcript is spliced from 5 exons.